Colletotrichum godetiae is the source of this 1787-nucleotide messenger RNA. Its product is annotated as transcription factor IIA, alpha/beta subunit. NCBI's taxonomy places the organism in Eukaryota, Fungi, Ascomycota, Sordariomycetes, Glomerellales, Glomerellaceae. The record is from RefSeq and is a predicted model, not a curated record. The transcript has a single exon. Gene Ontology annotation, biological process: transcription by RNA polymerase II; transcription initiation at RNA polymerase II promoter. Bases 494 to 1624 code for a protein of 376 amino acids. Gene Ontology annotation, cellular component: transcription factor TFIIA complex.
UUCCCACUGUGCGGCUGCCGCCUAAGCUUACUAAUAGGCGAGCGCUUGCUUCGAGCCUCAAAACGAAACCCACCGAACAAAGGCAACCUUGACCUGUACACAUCAUCAAGCGAAAAACAGGGCCCAGUCAGACACCCUGUCUACAUCGAAUAUCACGAUAAAAACCGGUGAGAUCUCACAGGCAAUCGAUUACGCCUCUGCCAUUACCGAUUUCACGUACGCGCAUGCCAUUUUGGGCAGCGAGAAACAGCGGGCUAAGCAGCCGAUUCCCCGUCGACUACCCAACAGCAACCUUCUGAGGCGGAUUCCCGAAUCAAUAUUCUCGACAAUUUCCACGACUUCGGUACCCCACGGUCCAUACGGUCAGGAAGGAGGGAUCAGGUCGGAGAAGGUGCAACCAUAGAAGUCACACAUCCGUCUCGUCGGUACUGAGGCUUGACACGACUUUCUUUCUUCGACAAUACGCAGUUGACGACGACCAACGAACGCCACCAUGUCGAAUAACGCGGUGGGCAACGUUUACUCGCAAAUCAUCGAUGAAGUGAUAAAUUCUUCUCGAGUCGAUUUCGAGGAAGGCGGUGUUGAUGAGAGCGUGCUGGAAGAGUUGAAGAAGGGCUGGCAGGAGAAACUCACUCAGCUCGAGGUCGCGGCGUUUCCAUGGGACCCCGUCAAGGAAGCUCCAGCUCCCGCAGCACCACCUCCGACUACGGCCGCUCCACCGCCUGCGGCUCCAUACUCCCAAGCCCAGCUCAGUCCCCAACUUCCAGUGCCCGGUCUACCUCUGCCCGGCGGAACCCCGGCUCAGCAGGCCGGUAACAUGCCUGUCAAGGAGGAGCCUUAUAUCAAGCUGGAGCCUGGUAUGCAGAACGUGCCGAUGCCCCCAUCUCAACAAGAUAGCGCUGGGCUCGCAGCUUACCGGGCCGCUCAACAUGUGCGCGGCCAGUUCGGUGAGAAAGGCGCCGCCUCCAUGAACGCCAUUCAAGCUUCAGCGACCAACAGGCCCGCCAACCAGCCGCCUCUGCCCCAGAUGCCCGGCCAGCCUCAACAGCAGCAGCAACAGCAGUACCGCCCUGGAGUUCCUCAACAGGGUCAGCAACAGCAGCGCCCGCCUAGCAAUGGUCAGCCAGGUGUGAAUCCCUCGCAGACCGAUGGUGCUGGCGACGAUUUCGACUUUGAAGGCGUUCUGCUCCAACGCAACCCUGACGGCUCUCAGCGCGAGCUUGGACGUGUCGAUAUUGAUCGCAUGAUCCAUGCGCGGAUUGCUGCCAACGCCAAGAGCAUGGAGGGUGGCGGCUUGAUGCUGCCUCUGAAGGAAGCCACGAGACAUUCGUCGGCUGCCACCGCACGAUCCAAGGGCAAGGAGCGCGGUGGAAUUGCUGGCUACGAUGGUUACGAUGAUGAUGAAGUUGACGAAGACGCAAUCAAUUCAGAUCUUGAUGACCCCGAUGAAGACAAGGAUGACGACGAGGUUGAUGAUGAGGGUCUUGGACAUAUCAUGCUCUGCAUGUACGACAAGGUCCAGCGCGUCAAGAACAAGUGGAAGUGUGUUCUCAAAGAUGGCGUCCUCACCGUCAAUGGCAAGGAAUACGUCUUCCACAAGGCCACUGGCGAGUACGAGUGGUAAGAAAACCCACGCGUUUUGCACGACGAAUCGACGCUUUGCAAUCGUAUGAGGAAUGACGUCUUUUCGAUUCUACCCGCGUCGACCUCGACUUGAUUGCCUAUCCAAUUUCAAUCUUGUAGACUAGCAGAGGGCAGAGGCUAGAGAUCAGCCACAUGCCCAAAAA